AUGUCAUCAAGUAAUGAAUUUUUCGUUGAAUCAUUCAUAUCGAACAAGCAAUUAAAUAAUAGUUCAGUAUCCCUAGUAAUACCCAGAAUAACAAGAGAUAAGAUUCAUAACUCGAUAUAUUAUAAGGUCAAUUUAACAUCACAAUCAUUAAGAGGUAAUACUAUGGUUCAAUUGAUUCAAGUUAUAGUAAGAGAUUUCGGUAAAUUAAAAUCACAAUCACACUCACACUCAAGCGAUACAAUGGUAGUGCGGAAUCAUUUAGUCGGUGGUACUGAGUUUAAAUGUUUAUUGAUGAAGAUAAUAGAAUUGAAACCAACUAUUGAACAAAUAUGGAUAUUAUUGGAAGAUCAUGAUGAUACUGAAUUUGAUAAUAAAUACAUAACGGUAUUGAUUAUAACCUACAUACGAAUCCAAUAUUUUUUCAUUGGUAAAAAUGAUUCAUUGGCAAGAAAGUUUCAAGAUAUUUUCCAGAAAUGUCUUAAUAAUUAUACGAAAUUGAAAUGUUUCCAAUUAGAUGCUGAUUGUUGGUCACCAUCUUUAUCCUUAAGUGAAGAGAGUGUGAGAAUCAUUUAUAUGGAUGAGGUUGUUGAUUGGUUACUUACUAAGGACAAUAUAUGGGGUAUUCCGUUGGGUAAAUGUCAAUGGGUUGCAGAAAUUGGUGCUGUAGAGGAAGACAGUGAUAGUAGUAGUAGUAGUAGUAGUAGUAGUAGUAGUGAUUGA
This is a messenger RNA of Naumovozyma dairenensis CBS 421, 720 nucleotides long. RefSeq names its product U4/U6-U5 snRNP complex subunit PRP38 (gene PRP38). Gene Ontology annotation, cellular component: precatalytic spliceosome. The coding region runs from base 1 to 720 and encodes 239 amino acids. NCBI's taxonomy places the organism in Eukaryota, Fungi, Ascomycota, Saccharomycetes, Saccharomycetales, Saccharomycetaceae. The record is from RefSeq and is a predicted model, not a curated record. The transcript has a single exon.